Molecule: messenger RNA, 1910 nt
Organism: Phalacrocorax carbo (great cormorant)
Lineage: Eukaryota; Metazoa; Chordata; Aves; Suliformes; Phalacrocoracidae
Source: RefSeq, a predicted model, not a curated record
UCCCUUCAGGGGGGCGCCGACCUUCCCCCGCCCCGCGGCCCCCUCCCUGCAGCCCCGAGGCCCCGUGGCCGGACCCCCUCACCGGGCCGCCGCAGCUCCCCCGCCCCGCACCGCGGGAGCCCGGCAGGUGAACGGGAGCCGCCCCGGCCCCGGGGCCGGCCGGGCCGCUGCUCCGCCCACGGGGGCGAGCCGCGGGGCUGGCCGCCACCUGCCGCCGCUCCCCACGGCCGCCCGGCCGCCUCUUCCCUCCUUCCCCGCCGCGGCGAUGGAGCCGUAGGGGCGUGCGGAGGGAGGAGCGGCCGCGCUUCCCCGCAGAAGGAGAGCGCUCCCGCAGCGGGCGGGCGGGCGGCCGCAGGAGCCCGAGAUGGCGGACAGCGCCGCGGCCACCGCCGCCCCCCGCGCCGGCGUGAAGGGCAGCUCGGCGGGGCCCUGGUGGAAGUCGCUGACCAGCAAGAAGAAGCACAAGGAAGCGGCGGACGCCCCGGCGCCCCCCGCCGCCGCCAGCGAGGUCCCCGCCGCCCCCCCCAGCCCCGGCGGCCGGGAGGAGCCGCCGUCCCCCUUCGGCGGCGGCGAGGCCGCGGGGGCGGGCGGCGGCAACCGCCGGAGCCUCCGCGUCUCCCACUCGGGCCGCUUCAAGGAGAGGCGGAAGGUGCGGACCUCGCUGCUGGCCGACAGCCCUGAAGUCUUCGACGGCGGCGGUGCCCCGGGCCACGCCGCCCAAGGGGGCAAGUAGCCCAGGGAGGCUUCGGCCCCGGAGCCGAGGCCCCGUGAGGAGCCGCCACUGGACGGGUGGCCGGAGCACCGGCAGGACAGGUGGCCGAAGCCUGCAGCUGCCCCGCGGCUGGAGUUGGCCUCCUUGGCCCCAUGGGCGACAUGGAGGUGCGUGGCAGUGGCCUCCCUAGCCCCGACCGGGCACUGCGGGGAGCCCGGCAACUCCGCCAGACAAGCGAAUUACAUGAACGCUGCCAAGACCAAACCCCCAGAUGAUGGGACGAUGUGAUUGUCUUAACAAAAUAACACCAAUAAACACCCCACUCCCUGUACUGUGGUGAGCGGAUUCAAAGGUGCUAUCCCAGGGGCGACGCUGGGGUCUCUCUACCUCUCCCCAGCCCUUGCCAGGAGCCAGCGCACUGACUUCUCAGGCCUGUGACCCAGCUUCUCUAGGCUCUCCGGCCGAGGAGGCGCUUUGCUGCUCUCAUCCCACGCGUUGCCUUAUCGAAGGAAGGGGGGAACAAAGUGCUCUUAUCUAAUUUCAGGGCCAAGGACCUGCGGCGGUGCCGUACGCGUUCCUACCCUGCCAUUAGCGGGCAUGCCGUGCGCCUGCUCUCGCCCAUGCCCCACAUCACAUGGCAUUUAAAUAUGCAAAAGGCAGGACUGUGCUGGUUUUCUCCCUCUUCUUACUGUGUAAUGAUAAGCAGGUGUUUCAGAGGCUGGUCUCCCGUAGUUGUGUUACAGAAGGAGGCUGGCUGUUGUCUAGCAAUUCAUGCUGUUUACCCAGGAAAGACGUGAUUUUUGCAUAAUAGGUGAUAGAUGAUAUAAUGAAGCUCCAAUAAAGAAACUAUGUGAUAAAAUGUAAAUACUCUUCCGGGAGAUGAGACCAGCCCUGGAGAGCACAGGCAGGGUUGUAUUCCUGAUGUGGAAAUAGGCUUGGGCACCACUGGAAAUGUUCUUUACUGCUUACCAUGUCCGAGGCUUGUGAAGCAAGGUUAAAGAUUCCCAGGAUUUCUUUUGAUAGCAAGAUAAUGUGCUUUAACUCAGGCAGUUAUCUGCCCCCUCUAACAGCUCCUGGAUUUUUGGACAAAGUAAACUAUAAGCCAGAUUCAUACUGGUGUUGUGCCUUACAGAGCAAAGUCAGCUAAAAACACUUGGCAAUUACACAUUUCUUGAUAGUAGUUGUAGCAACAACUGAU